AUUAAAAAUUAAUUUUCACCGUUGUUGUAGAUAUUUUUAUCACUGUUGUGAUAAUUAUUUUUAACACUUUUAUUUGGUAUGAAAAAAUUACUGAUUUUGCGGGUGAUCUAUCAUAUUUGUGGGUAUUUUAUCACUCUUAUGGUAAUUAUUUUUACAAUUUUUUUAAGUACCAUAGUAGUAAAAAUAACCAUAAUAAUAAAAAUAAUAAUAAUUGUAGUAAAUGAAAGUACGGUACGGAAAUUUUAUUUUUUUGUGGGACCAUAGACAAGUCUAAAUAAUAGUUGUAACUGUACUUUUAAUCCAUAGCAUUGCUCAAUUGUAACAAGAACACCAGGAGGUGUAACUGUAACAUUUAUAGGAAAUCACUUGCCCCAAAGAAAAAAAAAAGGGUAAACAUUGACAGGAAACCUUUUAAUUUACCCAAUGUACUCAUGACAGGAAACCUUUUCCUUGGAGGGCUAAGUUCAUGUCGACUUAACAUAGAAUCGCAUUGUUUAAACAUAUUAUUGUUGUACGAGUAGUUCCCUCGAACCUCCACCAAUUCACCAUCUCUCUCUCUCUCUCUCUCUCUCUCUCCCCGUGUGUGUGUCUCGAUUGGAUACGUAUAGGACAGCUAAACAAGGAAGAUGCUUGUUACAGCAUGAAAAUUAUUGGUCCUCCACUCCUCCCUCGAAGUAAUCUCUCUCCCUCCCGUGUGUUUAUUUGUGUCGAUUUAAAUAUGUAUUGGUGAGGUAAACACGGAAGAUGCUUUUCAAUACAUGGAAACUCUUGAUGCAUUUGUGAAAUAUAUCAAGCUCAAAAUUACACCCCAUAAAUAGUAAGGCAGCUUUAUGAGUGAUGAACACAACUAGAAGAAGAAGAGUUUGGUAAUGGAGAAAAGUGGGGGGAGGCAUUUUGUGCUGGUUCAUGGAGCUUGUCAUGGGGCAUGGUGUUGGUUUGAGGUGGCGACACUCCUAAGGGCGGCAGGCCACAGAGUCACCGCCCAAGACAUGGCCGCUUCGGGGAUUAACCCAAAGCAACUGUACGAGAUCCAAACUAUCUCAGACUACCUCGAUCCAUUGCUGUCAUUCAUGGCCUCUCUACCGCCGGAUGAGAGGGUCGUUUUGGUGGGCCACAGUGCCGGCGGGGCUGCUACUUCUGUCGUUAUGGAAAGGUUCCCUCAGAAAGUUGCUGUUGCUGUUUUUAUUUCUGCUUUAAUGCCUGGUCCCGACUUCACUCUUCAAGCUAUUGGUGACAAGAUCAUUCAAGGAUUGGACUAUUUCAUGGACAGCAAGUUGACAUUCGACCAAGGGAACCGCAUAACCUCUGUCUUAUUUGGCCCCAUGUUCUUAUCAACCAAGUUGUAUCAACUCUCCCCACCUCAGGUUUUGACUCUUGCAAUGUUGUUGGGGAGACCAAAGCGAGUGUUUAAUGAUGCACAGUCAUUGAAGGACACAACAUUUACCAAGGAAAACUAUGGAUCAGUUGAACGAGUUUUCAUCAUGUGCAGUGAAGAUAAAUCGAUAACAAAGGAAAACCAGAUGUGGAUGAUAGAAAACAAUCCACCAAAUGAGGUGAAGAUGAUUCAUACAGAUCAUAUGGUCAUGUUCUCUAAGCCACAAGAGUUGGCUUCUAAUCUGCAGGAAAUUGCUGACAAGUAUUAUUAACUUUGUUGCGUGUAUUAAAUAAGACGCUAUAUGUUUCUCAAUUUAAUGCCA
Messenger RNA from Ilex paraguariensis (yerba mate), 1697 nucleotides. Lineage: Eukaryota; Viridiplantae; Streptophyta; Magnoliopsida; Aquifoliales; Aquifoliaceae. The record is from the annotation of a GenBank genome assembly.